GUGAGCGCCAGGGCCCGAGGCGGCGCCUCACCCGCCCCCUCGCAGGAUGCCAGGCACCCCGCAGCUGGCGAGGUGGGCGCAGCGCGCGGGGCGCGGGAGGCGCGCGGGGUUGGAGAGGAGCGCGUGCCCGCCUCCGCUCCGCCUCCGUCCGGGGACGCGGGUGCGGUGGCCCCGGCGGAGGAUCUCAGGGGGCAGGGCAAAGACAGCGAGGAGGGGCACCGGGGGAAGCGGGAGCGAUAAAAGAAGGCAAGGCUGCCCCACCCCGAGGCAGGCCGGUGGGCAGUCUCUUGCGUCCCUUCCGUCCGGCCUGUGUCGGCGGCGGCGGGGAGGCGCGCGGCCCGCUGCCGGCCCAUGGAGGCUUUCCCUUGGGCGCCACGCUCGCCCCGCCGCGCCCGCGCCCCCGCGCCUAUGGCGCUCGUGCCCAGCGCCCGCUACAUGAGCGCCCCGGGCCCGGUGCACCCGCAGCCCUUCAGCUCUUGGAACGACUACCUGGGGCUCGCCACGCUCAUCACCAGGGCUGGAGACCGGGGCUCCCCGCCCUCCUCGUCCCACUGCUCCUCGCACGAAGGGUCCGGGCCCUUGGCGGCGGGACCCACGCUGGGGCCGCCGGACGACGAGGAAGACGACGAUGGCGAUGAGCCAGGGACCCGGGACCGCUACCUGGGGGGCGCGCUGGAACUGCGCGCGCUAGAGCUGUGCGCCGGCACCGCCGAGGCCGGGCUGCUGGAGGAGCGCUUCGCUUCGCUGAACCCAUUCGCAGGGCGCGCCGCCGCGGCGGCGGUGCUGCUGAGCUGCGCGCCCGCCGCCUCCGCCGCCCCCACGGCCGAGGUGACGCCGCGCGAGGAGCCGGGCCCUGCGUGGGCGGCAGAGCAUCGCCUGCACGCGGCCUCCGGGGCGGCCGCCGCACGUCUGCUGAAACCGGAGCUGCAGGUGUGUGUGUUCUGCCGGAACAACAAGGAGGCGGUGGCGCUCUACACCACACACAUCCUCAAGGGUCCCGACGGCCGAGUGCUGUGCCCGGUCCUGCGCCGCUACACGUGCCCCCUUUGCGGUGCCAGCGGCGACAACGCACACACCAUCAAGUAUUGCCCGCUCUCCAAAGUGCCACCGCCCGCUGCCCGCCCGGCACCGCGCAGCACCAGGGACAGCCUGCCCAACAAGAAGCUACGCUAGGGCUGGGCUGCGGACACCUGAAGCCAUGGUCACGCCUCCUUUCCCCUUUGGCUCAACUUAGGAAGUAGUCUUGGUUUUGCGGGAGCCGGCGGGGCGCAGCACUUUACAGUAGAGUGGGCUGGUCUCUGACGUUGAAAUCUUGAAUUUUGUCUCUAGUUUCUAAAGCGUGCAUCCCGAAUCGUUGAGAGCUGGGGUCUAAGUGUGGCGACUGAAGCGUUGUUUACUGUAUACAUUGGCCUAUUUUAGGUGCGCAUCAGUGUGAAACUGUCUCUGACUUUGGAUGUUUCGUUUUGUGAAUGGAGGCACUUUAUUAGCUCUAGAGUAUUUUUAAUAGCCUCUGAACUUGAGUGUGCAAAACUAACCAUUUUAUGGGAUGUUGGCAAAUGUCUAUUUUAUUGUUUGAUGCAAUUUAUUAAUUUUUUAAGUUUGUCCUUAACUCUAAUUGAAGGUAAAACAAUUUAGUACACUUCCCAGUAUGAAUUUGAGAGAAUGUUCCUCCUCAUGUCUUGUUUCUGUCCUAGCUGGGAGGCUUAAAGGCACAAUCUGUAGCAGGUAGAAUAGUUCCUUAACCUUUUAUGUAUCAGAUACUUUACUGAAUUAGCAAGUAGCCCUCCCCACCCUUAAAAUUAACUGUGCCAAGUCCUAAUCAUAUCGUGUACAUAUUUGGAAAUGGUGCUGUUUAAGACUUGUGUAUUUAUACAGUGUCAGUAUAUUAAUACGUUAAUCUACCCCUGUAAAUCCUACCUAGCAUUUUCUCAAUGCACCAUCCCCAGACCUGUCCAAUUCUUUCUGAUGCUGAGAUCCAAGAGAGCAGUGUGAAAUUGCUCAUUAUCAGACUUCCUAAAUAGAAAACGGGAAACUAUGAAGCAAUAACCUGAAAGUUAUUAUUCCAGAAGGUUCUACUCUGGGCUGUCCUGCCUUCAGAUAUACAGGUGUGCCAGAAUAAACACCAUUUAAAGGCUCCAA
Molecule: messenger RNA, 2139 nt
Organism: Onychomys torridus (southern grasshopper mouse)
Lineage: Eukaryota; Metazoa; Chordata; Mammalia; Rodentia; Cricetidae
Gene: Nanos1
Product: nanos C2HC-type zinc finger 1
Exons: 1
Coding region: 352-1173 (273 amino acids)
Biological process (GO): oogenesis; negative regulation of translation
Cellular component (GO): perinuclear region of cytoplasm
Molecular function (GO): mRNA binding; zinc ion binding
Source: RefSeq, a predicted model, not a curated record